UCUUUAUCUCCGUGCGUGUAAGUUGUAACCGAAGAGUGAAGGCACCAAAAGCAACAACAGUAACGGUUGUGCGCGAUGAGGUGCGAAACACACCACUUUCCAAAACAACUUGCUACUACACCACCCCUAUUCCUACAGUUACACCCCCUCAAUUCACUCCUCAAUUUCACACACUACUUCGGUUCCUCUUUCUCUUUCUCUUCUUCUUCUUCUUCUUCUUAAGUCUCAUAUGGCAUGUUUAACUCACAACAACAACAACAACAACAACAAUCACUACCAUAAUUGGCUCCGCAACAUGGUCACCGAACAACGAUCCUCUUUCUAUCGCCUCGAAAAAGUUUUCCCUGUUUAUGCAAUGGGAUUACCCGACCCGGAUCCAGAUUUCGUCUUAAACGGUUCUGACCCGAUUUGGGAUGCUGUUAAACAAGAAGCUAAGCUUGAGGCAGAAAAGGAACCGAUAUUGAGUAGCUUCUUGUAUGCGAGUGUUUUAUCGCAUGAAUGUUUGGAGCAAGCACUUGCUUUUGUUGUUGCUAACCGUCUUCAAAGCCCAACUCUUUUGGCCACUGAAUUGAUGGAUAUAAUUUCCAAUGUUAUCAUGCAUGACAAAGCUAUUCAGCGAUCCAUUCGCCUUGAUGUUCAGGCAUUUAAGGAUCGGGACCCUGCAUGUUUGUCAUAUUGCUCAGCCAUUUUGUAUAUGAAGGGUUUCCAUUGUCUGCAAACAUAUCGAGUAGCGCAUGCAUUAUGGCACCAGGGACGCAAAGUCUUGGCCUUGGCCUUUCAAAGCCGCGUUAGCGAGGUUUUCGGAGUUGACAUUCAUCCUGCUGCGAAAAUUGGGGAGGGAAUUUUAUUAGAUCAUGGGACAGGCGUGGUUAUUGGUGAAACUGCUGUUAUUGGAAACAGAGUUUCAUUGAUGCAAGGUGUAACAUUAGGAGGCACAGGGAAGGAAACAGGUGAUCGCCAUCCAAAAGUUGGUGAAGGGGUGCUGAUUGGAGCUAGUUCAACUAUACUCGGAAAUAUUAAAAUUGGCGAUGGUGUGAUGAUCGCUGCUGGCUCCCUUGUGUUAAAAGACGCCCCUCCUCGCAGCAUUGUGGCAGGAAUACCAGCAAAAGUUAUUGGAGGUCUACGGGAGCAUGACCCAUCUUUAACCAUGAAACAUGAUGCUACAAAACCAUUUUUCUCAAAUGUAGCUGCUAACUUUAGAGAUGAAAAGAACAAUGGUGCACAGAAUCCAAAUAGAAAUGAAGUGAACAACACUUGAGAUGUUUGGUUCCCUAGAUAUAAUUUUGGAUUGAUUGACUUCAAAGGAAGGAUGCUGUUGUAGUUAAUGUCAGAAUCAUGAUCUGUUCAAAAUGAUGUAGUGGAUCUCAAAUAUCAGUAAUAAUACAUUUUACUUGCAAUUUUUGCUGCUGAGUGCAGAGGAUCUUGCACCAGUAUAGCUAAUUUCUGUAGACAAACUUAAAAGCAGAUGCUACUUGUCAUGUUCUUUUUCCUUCUAACAUCUAAAAGGUGAAGGAUAUCCCAUUUAGUAUUUGGCUCUUUAAA
Cicer arietinum (chickpea) is the source of this 1542-nucleotide messenger RNA. RefSeq names its product serine acetyltransferase 2. Lineage: Eukaryota; Viridiplantae; Streptophyta; Magnoliopsida; Fabales; Fabaceae. Gene Ontology annotation, cellular component: cytoplasm. Gene Ontology annotation, molecular function: L-serine O-acetyltransferase activity. The record is from RefSeq and is a predicted model, not a curated record.